Messenger RNA from Vicia villosa (hairy vetch), 743 nucleotides. Its product is annotated as non-specific lipid-transfer protein A-like. The record is from RefSeq and is a predicted model, not a curated record. Gene Ontology annotation, biological process: lipid transport. Lineage: Eukaryota; Viridiplantae; Streptophyta; Magnoliopsida; Fabales; Fabaceae. Bases 55 to 402 code for a protein of 115 amino acids. Gene Ontology annotation, molecular function: lipid binding. The transcript is spliced from 2 exons. Gene Ontology annotation, cellular component: membrane.
CUUUCAAUCUUCAUAUAUGAUACACUGAAACACAAGUAAGUUUAAAAAAUCAAGAUGAAGAAUUUGAGUUUGAUUCUAAUAUUUCUAGUCCUAUUGCUCCUAAAUACCGAGCAAGGGAAUGCUCUUGAUUGCGGACAAGUACAGUCAUCUGUACACCCUUGUGAGGCAUAUCUCCUCAAAGGUGCUAACGAGCCAUCAGCUGGUUGUUGCAGUGGCGUUAGAUCUAUAAGAGAUUCGGCAACCACUGUUGAAGAACGACGUGCUGCAUGUGAGUGCUUGGAAAAAUUUGCUAACAAGUACCCUAACGUUAGAGAUGAUUUAAUUGCCUCAGUUCCAGUACGUUGCGGUGUUGACUUAGGUUAUCCUAUAAGCAAAGCCAUGAAUUGCAAUGACAUUCCUUGAACUCAAUGGAGAUAAUAAUAAACUGAACAGGGUGGACACAUGGUUGUUCUUAUAAAAAUAAUACAAACCCUGUAUAAGUAUGUUCUAUGGUGGUGUAAAAUUUAAUGUUUUCUAGUCAAUGUUUAUUUUUGAAAAUAAAAAUUAUAAAAAAAUAACAAAAUUAGUUUUUUAAUAAAUAAAAAUAUAUUGAAAAUAUGAGUACAAGAGAUACUCCAACCCAAUAGAACAAUGAUUUAGACAAAAAAACCCAAACAGAAAAAACAAUAGCUCAAUCCUCUUUUUAAAAUAAUUUACAUAAAGUUCUCAUAUGAUUAACAAUGUGAAUGAAUCAUAUUUCUAUA